AUGGUUGUGAAGCUGGAUACCUUAAACUUGGAAGGGGGCGACAUAAUCCCAAAGGGGAGGGAAGUUGGCCAUGGAAAUUGGAUUGGAGACCUAGGGCUAGGGCUAGGGCUAGUGGCAGUUGGGAAUGAUCGAUUUGAAUUUGGAAAUGGAGGUGUGGAGACAACGACAACCAUUGGUGUGAAUUGUCGUAAUUUUGCGUCCCUGUUUGACUGCUCGGGCAGCGAUCGUGACCUGGGCGUCGAAGGUGGGUGGGGGAGGGCGAUCGAUGACGAGGAUGGCGAAGGAGGCGGAGUCAUCUUCAUCGUGAUCGGAGAAUUCAUGCCGUCGAGGGGAAAGAUUGAAAUUGAAAAUCAUAAGGAUCGGUACGAUCCUAAUCUAAUCUACGUGAAAUCAGAUUAUGUUGCUUACCAUUAUCACGUAAACCCACAUGGUGUAAAGUUAAUAUCAGAAAGGCAUAACUAA
Molecule: messenger RNA, 462 nt
Organism: Striga asiatica
Lineage: Eukaryota; Viridiplantae; Streptophyta; Magnoliopsida; Lamiales; Orobanchaceae
Source: the annotation of a GenBank genome assembly